ACGUGACAUGUGUACAUAAAUAAUGAGAAGGAAGCUUGAAGUAAAGUAGCCGUGCUUGUUCUAGGCGAUAGUAAGCUUUAUUGAAGUUAGGCUGUAUCUACAAAACUCUAAAGAAAGCGAAGGAACAACCUACCACCAUGCCAACACUUGGAAUUGAUAAAAAUGACCAUCAAGCCGGCAAGAUUCGCGGCAAAAUGUUGGCAACAUUAGGAGCUGCAUUGGACGAGAUAAAUAAGGAAUAUCUAGAAGAUGAACACUGGCGGGAGGAAGAAGAUAUAGUAGAGAGAUUGGAAAAUUGCAAAAAACAAUUUUUGGAAUAUGAUAAUGAUAAGUCAGGGGAUCUUAAUAUUAUGGAUGUUAAAAUAAUGAUGGAGAAGUUGGGUCAAGCCAAGACACAUCUUGAAAUGAAAAAGAUGAUUGCAGAAGUGGACACAUCAAACAGUGGAGCCAUUAACUACAAAGAUUUUGUCCAGAUGAUGCUUGGGAAAAAAUCUUCCGUGCUGAAAUUGAUAUUAAUCUUCGAAGAGAAAACCAAGCAGCAACAAAAACCACAAGGGUUACCUCCAAAGAGAGAUUUGAGUAGCUUACCUUAGAAAUAAGAUAUUUUAAGUAAGCUGCAGCAUAUACGAUUCUACUGUUAAAAUAAACUCAAACGUUCUAUGGAUAAACAAAUAUUGUAGUUUAAUCGAAGCUACGUUGCUACAAUGAUUCCCUUGUCGUUUUCAAGAGAAUCAUUGCAGAAACGCAGCUCCGAUUAAAAUACAGUAAUUAUUUAUCCAUAGAAUUCUUGUGUUUAUUUUAAUGUGUUCAGUUACUAAAUGCCAUUGAAACAGUUCAUACUUCUGUUCAAUUUACAAUCUCUUAGUAUUAACACAUUGCUUAUAUAAUUUAAUAAUAUUUGGCAUGUCUAAUAAUGAUGACCACGAAAACGUUUAUCGAAUUCAAUAAUAUAUAUUGCUCAUUAUUAUGCGGAUCGAAUUUGUAUAUAAAAUCAUUUUAUAUCGUUGUUAAAUGUAAACAUAAACUUCGGAGAUUCAAAGUUAUUAUCUAUGGAUGUUAUGUCUGAUUAUUAUAAUGUUAUUCUAUUUGUUACUUUGUAAAUAUUUUAUAUAGGUAUAUAUGUUGUGAAAGAAUUUUUUUACAUAAGCAUGAUAAAUGCAUCAAUAAGUCUUUGGAAUUAAACUACAUCAAGGAGGCCA
Patella vulgata (common limpet) is the source of this 1199-nucleotide messenger RNA. Its product is annotated as allograft inflammatory factor 1. The transcript is spliced from 6 exons. Gene Ontology annotation, molecular function: actin filament binding; calcium ion binding. Lineage: Eukaryota; Metazoa; Mollusca; Gastropoda; Patellidae. Gene Ontology annotation, cellular component: actin filament; ruffle membrane. Bases 138 to 593 code for a protein of 151 amino acids. Gene Ontology annotation, biological process: ruffle assembly; actin filament bundle assembly. The record is from RefSeq and is a predicted model, not a curated record.